Arvicola amphibius (Eurasian water vole) is the source of this 3059-nucleotide messenger RNA. It is a transcript of the gene Cd300lf, whose product is annotated as CD300 molecule like family member f. Gene Ontology annotation, molecular function: transmembrane signaling receptor activity. The transcript has 8 exons. Gene Ontology annotation, cellular component: plasma membrane. The record is from RefSeq and is a predicted model, not a curated record. The coding region runs from base 1319 to 2284 and encodes 321 amino acids. NCBI's taxonomy places the organism in Eukaryota, Metazoa, Chordata, Mammalia, Rodentia, Cricetidae.
AGAAAGAAAGAAAAGAAAAGAAAAGAAAAGAAAGAGUGUUAAGUUUAGCUGCAGUCAAGGACAGCCCAGGAAAAGGCUCCAGGGAGUCCGGGAUGGGAGACAGAAUUCAAGUAAUGGGAGCUGAGAAGGGGACUGAAUUCUUUUGCGACACCUCCCCAAAGUUCAAGGGAACCGAAAGUGCAGGCGAAUACGGACAAGGCUACGGGGUCGCGGGUCGGAGUCCGAAGCCUCAGGAACAGCGAUCGCUUCGGGUCAGAGGGCGGAAGCCGUUUCCUCCUCGCUGCUCGAGUUUCAGAAAGUGCUGGACGUCCGGGGCGCCCGAGUCUCUCGGGAAUCCCAGUCCCAUACCCAGCUCAGCCCGCACUUACCCGCUCCAGGUGGUUCUUUUCGGCCUGUUCUCCAGUCUCCUUCGCGACAGUGGCGACAGGCUGCUCGGCUUCUUCGGACUUCUGGGUGCGCAGUAGGUCCUCCCGGAUCGAGACGCCCAGCUUCUUGAGAUGCUCGUCCGUCGCGGGGUCGACCACCAGCAGGCGCACAGAGUUGAGCGCCGCGCGGAUGCGGCUCACCACCUGCUGAUGCGUCUCCGUCUCCACAUUCUCGCCGUUCACCUCCACCAAUCGGUCCCCGGCUAGCAGCCCUGACUUCUCGGCCGGCGAGCCGGGCUCCACCAGUCGGAUAAACUGGCCCACCUUGCCCUUCUCCCCGUGCAGGUGGAAGCCGUAGCCGUUCGGACCCUUCUCCAGGCAGCAGAGCCGGGGCAGAGGCUCCCCGGCUGCCGCGAUCACGCUCAUCUUGCCCUGCGAACGCUCAGCGCGGUUCCUGUCGAAGGCCGGGGACGCACGCCUUUCUUCCCGCUUCGCGGAGCUCGAGUGGGGAGCUGAGCACCUCACUGGGGACAGUGAGCAGGUGUCCCAGGAACCGUGGUGGAGAACGCACAGGAAGGGAGGGAGCCAAUCCCCGCCCUGCGCGGUGUCUGAGCGUUCCAGAGCCCGCCCCAGCGCCUAAAGCUGGGGGCGGGGCUGUGCCGUGGGUGUGAAUCACCGUGGACCAAUCAGAAGCCAUUAACUCGAGCUCUGGGGCCGGGGUGAACAAAUCUGGCCAAUCAGGACGGUGGGGGUGUGGCUUGCACUCGGCGCGGCUCCCCGCAGCGGGAGAAGAAAAGAGAGCCCAGGAAGUGGAAGUGUUUGUUACCAAUGGGAAGUAGCCGAAGGAGGAAGUGCUGGGGUGAGAGUGAGGGAAAUCGGAGUACCCAGGAGCGGAGCAUGUAGCCUGCGCUCGCAGACAGGCUCCACCAAGGAAGGCAGAAGGGUGUGAGAAGAUGCACUUGGCGCUGCUGGUCCUCGUCCUCUCCUGGAUCUCAGGCUGCUCCACUGCUCAGGAUAUUACAGGUCCAAACAUGGUGAGCGGUCAUGAGCAGGGCUCCUUGACUGUGCAGUGCCGUUAUGGCUCCUACUGGAAGAAUUACCAGAAGUACUGGUGCCAAGGAGCUGAUUGGAAAACAUGUGAGAUUCUGGUUAAAACGGAUAUGGAGAAGUUGGUGAAGAAGGGCCGUGUGUCCAUCAGGGAUAACCAGACAGACUUCAUCGUCACAGUGACCAUGGAGGAGCUGAGGAUAAGCGAUGCCGACAUUUACUGGUGUGCAAUUGAGAAAUUUGCAUCUGAUCCCAAAUUUAAGGUUAAUGUGAAUAUUGGCCCAGCACCCACUACAGCACUGACCACGCUCCCCACCACCUCCGCCACCACCAUGUUCACAGAGACCGUUGCUACGAAGACCACCAUGUUCUCAAUGAUGACCAACUACUACUCUGAUGGCAGUCCUGUCGGUGACAGCGAUGACAGCGGUGACCACGGAGGCGGUGAUGUCCUGGGUCUCAGUGUGCUCCUCCCGGUCAUCUCUGCCGUGCUGUUCCUUCUCCUGCUGGUGACCUCGCUCUUUGCUUGGAGGAUGAUGAGGAGACAGAAGAAAGCUGCUGGGCCACACCCAGAGCAGGUAUCGCAGUCUCUGGAGGGUGACCUCUGUUAUGCAAACCUGUCCCUUCAGCAGCCCAGACCCUCCUCUCAGAAAAACGGUUCCUCCAUGACCUCCUCUGACAAGGCCCACCAAGAGGAAGUGGAAUAUGUCACCAUGGCUCCCUUUCCCAGGGAGGAGAUUUCAUACGCAGCUCUGUCUCUGGUGGCCUUGGGUCAGGAGCCCAUUUACAACAACACUGGCUCCCACGUCACCCGCAUUCCCAGCUUGAGCCUUGAGGAGUCCACGCAAUAUAGCAGCAUCAAGAGGCUCUAGGCUGUGGCCAUGCCUUGAUGUUGGUCUCUGAAGAAGGCCUGGGAGCAGGUCCCAGCACAUCUGCCUCUGUAUCUGCUUCCUUAUCAGGCCUAAGGGGUGGCUUGAACUCCGUCCAUUCAGCCCUCAUGGCUGUUAGCUCUACCUCGAGCUUGGAGCCCAGCCUCGGGACUCCAGGGAAUUAAGUGUCUUUCUCCGUCUCCUCUUAUAGUCAAGGUACCUUGGAAGGUGCAAGGGGAGGCUGCUGCAGGGAUGCUGUGUAAAUCAUAACAGUGAUAACAAUAGUAAUAAUAGCAAUUAAUCUCUAUUUAUUGUUUAUCAUAUGGCCCCCAAAGACAUUUUUAUCCUAAUGCCCAUAAUCUGUGAAUUCUUAUACAUGGAGAGACAGGUGCAUUUUGCUUAAGUUAGGAUUUCGAGAGGAUUUUGUAUUAUCCAGGUAGGCCCAAAAUAAGAUCACAAGGGUUCCUCUAAGGAGGAAUAGAGCAAGCAAGCAAGCAAGCAAAAAAAAAAAAAAAAAAAAAAAAAAAAAAAAAAAAAAAAAAAAAAAAAAAAGAGAGAGAGAGAGAGAAAGAGAGAAAGAAAAGAGAAUGCAUGGUGGGAACAGAACAGAAGGAAUGCCAGAAGAACCAAGAUGCGGCAAUGUCCAGGAGUCAAGGAAGGCAAAUAUCAAAUUGUCUCUUGGGUGGGACCUCCAAGAGGAGUUAGGCUUGAGCUGAGUUUGGAAUUGACUGUACUGUUGGUGUUCAGAAAUGUAAAAGAAUAAACUUUGUUGUUUUUA